CAAAACCCUGGAGCCGGCCCUGCUAAUACCCAUCCUCAAUGGUAUCCUUGUCCACUGGCUCAGCCUUGCAGUUGUCCCCUGCACACCUGCCGUUGGGUCCAUGUUCACAGGCCAGGAGGGCCCAGCAAAGCCAGGGACAGAGAGAGCUGCCCGCCCUGAUUGGUAAGAUGCACGUGCUACAGUAGCUGCUCUGCCUUAUGCCUGGGUCUUCCCUUCAUUUGGGCAGGUGUCUAAGAUGCCAGAGGGCCCAGAGCUGCACCUGGCCAGCUGCUACAUCAACACGGUAUGUGCAGGGCUCAUCUUCUCGGGGAAGGUGGAGAAGUCUGAAGUGAGCAAGAACCCAGAGGUGCUGUUUGAGAGCGACGCGUACCUGAUCUCUGCCACCUCACGGGGCAAGGAGAUCAAGCUGACCCUGACGCCACUCAAAGAGGAGAAGAACACGCUCCCUGGCAGAGGGAAGGACAGGGAGGGGCUGAGCCAGAAUGGUCUCCAGCAGCCCAUGGAUAUUGUCUUCCGCUUUGGAAUGUCAGGCAGCUUCAAGCUCGCUUCCGGGGCCGAGCUGCCCAAACACGCCCAUCUUCGGUUUUACACCAAAGAGAGCCCACACCGAGCCCUCUGCUUCGUGGAUAUCAGGCGCUUCGGGAGGUGGGAAGUGCAUGGGACGUGGCAGCUGGAUCGAGGGCCAUGUGUGAUGCUGGAGUAUGAGAAAUUCAGGGAGAACGUGCUGAGGAACCUGUCUGACAAGGCUUUCAACAAGCCCAUCUGCGAAGCCCUGUUAAAUCAGAAGUUUUUCAAUGGGAUUGGCAACUACCUCCGAGCCGAGAUUCUCUACAGGUUAAAGAUCCCUCCCUUUGAGAAGGCUCGGACGGUGCUAGAGGCUCUUCAGCAUCGGAAGCAGAGUCCGGACCUGACCUUGAGCAAGAAAGUGAAGUUAAAGCGGGAGAAUCCAGACCUGCUGGAGCUCUGCCAUGCGGUGCCCAUGGAGGUCAUUCACAUAGGGGGGAAGGGUUACAGCCCGGAGCCCUCUGAUGAUGCCGCGGCCUUUGAGGAGUGGCUGCAGUGUUACUGUGUCCCUGGCAUGAGGUCGCUGCGUGAUGGCAAUGGCAGGACCAUCUGGUUUCAGGGGGAGCCUGGACCUAUGGCCCCGAAAGGAGAAAAGUCCCGCAAGAGGCGCUUGCGGGUGAAUGCUGACCCUGAGCCUCCAAGUCCAAAGGUCACAAAGCCGGUGCCUACGAGAAGUUCGAAGGGCAGCAGCAGCCAAGAGAAGGUAGCAAAGCGAUCUGGCAGGAAGAAGGGGAAAGAGCCCGUCCAAGGAGCCAAGAACGUCAAGGCAAAUGAAGCAAGAAAGCCAAACGCCAGGUCCAGAAGGAAAGCAUCAACAAGUCAAGAGUCUCCCACGAGCGAAGCUCCUGCUGCAGAUAGGAAGAGGCAGGCAUCUGAUCGGAGAAGCACAGGAGCAGCUACUGCUGCCCCAAGAUCCAGGCGGGUGAAGGCUGAAUGACUGGUCUGGCACGGCAUCUGUCCUCGCUCCAGCCUGGGGUAACUCGGACGGGAGCUCGCUUGCUACUGCUGCACGUGCUGAGGGAGACGCGCUGGGAGCAGCUGCUGGGGUGACUCUUCUCUCAAGCGGGCGUGCCCGCUGCAUUGUUUCUUAGAUCCUUCCUCAGAGGGGCUUGCUGCCGGGGCUCUAAGCAGCUGACGCAAGAGCCAUGCCCCAUGAAAUGGAGAAGGUGAUGCCGUGGCGUCAGCCUCCCUGCUCAGUUACGGGGUUUUAUUCCUUUUUAAAUGCGGCUCCAGGACACAGCAAUUGGGUGACUUUGUAUCGAACCCCUUGGAAGCUGCCGGGGCACCCGCUGGUGACUGCAGCUGAGAGCUGGCGGCUCUGGGCAGGGAGGUGGGAAACGCACCGAGUAGGGGAAGUCUGAGGUUGAAACUGUUUCCUGAGGGUCAGGUUAAAUAUCCUCAGAAGACCCUAGCUCUUCAUUCCCUGCUCCCUGCUCUCAGCUGCCCUUUGCAGCCUCCCUGCCCGCAGCCACGAGAUGGCUCUGGCUUCAGAGGCUGUGUUUGGCCCAAGUUAGUGAGGACAGAGCGGAGUUUGCAAAUGUUUUUAUUGCCCUGGCUGAUUCCAGAGUCUCUAACCCUUGCUCUGCAGGAGGGCUGAGCUUUGCAGAUCAGCAGCAUUUUAUCUCGUGUAACUCAGGAGGAGGGUGGCAGUGGCAUGUCUGAAUAAGGGAUCAACUUUGCUACCAGAAACACGUGCAGUCUCUCGGCAGCGGGCGUGCAAGCUUUUUCUUGCUGUCCCGCUCGUAUGCCUGAGCGCUGGUGGGGAUCAGAAGGUAGGACAGCCUGGGUGGCUCUGUCAGAAAUUCACCUCUGCAGAGGGGAUGUGCAGACACUUAGCUGUUGUGUGGAGUGAGUCCAUCAGUCAGUCACUCCUGAGCUGGGCUGCCCAGAAACCAGUGCCCUGAGGUUACAGGCUCAGCUGCUGUGCCAACCUGCCCACCCUCCCCAUAGUGUGGUUCUCUGACUCAACUGCCAGUGCUUUUAGCAAUCUGAUUUUAGUACUAACAAUAAAACUUUUCCAUAAACAAUCCUUUGUGUGGCUGCUUUGCUGUCACUGCAGAAGACUCUCUGCUGUUCUGGAGGCCAAGUAUUAGGGCAAAGCAGCAAUACAGUAGUAGUAUGGCUUACAGCCAGGUCAGGGCAUUCUGCUGGGACCUGCCCUUUCUGGGUGCUAGUGGUUCGGAUGUGCCUCUUUUCCAGCUAGUUAAAGGGAGUUCCUAGUGGCCAUAGCUAAGCUGUACUGGAUUCCUGUUGUGAGCAUUCACAUGAGGAUUCAAAUGGGGAAGGAAGCUAUACAAAUACCUGUCCAUAAAUGGAAUAAAGAAGCCCUUGUAAUAACUGGGAGUUAAUGGCAGAUUCUUCUGGUGCCAGUUCAGGUGCUAGCCUGGAUCAUUUGACUAGAACUAUUUUUUUUUUUUCAUGUCUGGAGGGAGUUGGGGGCCUUUGACCGUGGGUGAGAACCCUGGCUCCCCAUCUCAAUUAGGAAACUGUUGCAGUGAAACUGAAGGGCUCUUGAGAAUGCCCCCUGUGACAGUCUGUACCCUUAUGCUCACCACUUUGUACAAGAGUGAUCAUGGUUUUGUAAAAGUAUGCCUUGUGAGGUAUCAUUUGAAAGGUCAUAAUCGGCUGAACAUUAUUGUCCUGGUAAAAUAUGUG
This is a messenger RNA of Terrapene triunguis (Three-toed box turtle), 3219 nucleotides long. It is a transcript of the gene NEIL1, whose product is annotated as nei like DNA glycosylase 1. The transcript is spliced from 9 exons. Gene Ontology annotation, biological process: base-excision repair. Gene Ontology annotation, cellular component: nucleus. Gene Ontology annotation, molecular function: nucleic acid binding; DNA-(apurinic or apyrimidinic site) endonuclease activity; zinc ion binding. Bases 236 to 1501 code for a protein of 421 amino acids. The record is from RefSeq and is a predicted model, not a curated record. NCBI's taxonomy places the organism in Eukaryota, Metazoa, Chordata, Testudines, Emydidae.